Helianthus annuus (common sunflower) is the source of this 822-nucleotide messenger RNA. RefSeq names its product protein YLS3. Bases 52 to 600 code for a protein of 182 amino acids. The record is from RefSeq and is a predicted model, not a curated record. Lineage: Eukaryota; Viridiplantae; Streptophyta; Magnoliopsida; Asterales; Asteraceae. The transcript is spliced from 3 exons.
AUCCAACAAGCAACCCUCUUUCAACACCAUCUCACCAAUCAUCUUUUCAAAAUGGGUUCAAGAAACAUGUCAAGAAGAAUGCUUCCAUGGUUGGCCAUGAUGAUGGUGCUAGUAAGGGGAGACUUUGACAAAGACCAAAAACAAUGUGGUGACACACUUGUUGGGCUAGCCACCUGCCUUCCUUAUGUGAGUGGUGAAGCCAAGGCUCCAACCAUGGACUGUUGUGCUAAGCUCAAACCAGUCUUGGACAAGAGCAAAGUUUGCUUGUGCAUAUUGGUCAAGGACCGUGAUGAACCUAGUCUUGGUGUCAAGAUCAACGGCUCCCUCGCAUUGGGCUUACCCGACUCGUGUCAUUUGCCUGCUAAUAUCACUGAGUGUCCUAAACUCAUGAACAUGUCAUACAACUCCCCAGAAGCUAAGAUUUUUGAAGAUUAUGGUAAAAACGUCAAGAAAAGCGACAACACCACAGUGACUCCAUCGGGUAAUGGAUCAAGUGGUAGCUUGAAAAAUGAAGUUGGGAGAGGAAAGAAAUGGUUGGUAGCUGAGAAAAUCUGGGGAGCAUUGUAUAUAAUUAUAAUGGUUCUCUUUCAAAUGGUUUAAAUCAUUCAACAUCAAAUGGCUUAAAUAGUUCAUGUAUUGCUUUUAAUAUAUCUACAUGUCAUUUUUUUCAUCACUAGAGGGUUUUGCUAUGUAAUAAUAUUAAUGCUUAAAAUUAGUCGUUUGGUGUGAGAUAGCUUUUAAGAAAAUUGUCACGUUAGUGACCACUAUGGUUACACAUGUAGGUAUGUUGUUAUGAUUGGAAAUUUAUAAAGUUUUUAUCUA